UCACUAACCACCACUCACUACCAAACUUCAGCAUUCACCUAAGUUGGAAAGAAAAGUUCAUAUCUUUUGUUUUCACUCAUCCAUUAUCGCUUCCAUGAAGCUUCUCUGCCUUCCAAUUCUAUCACCAUUACAGUAAAGCUCAGUUUUCUCUGAAUUGCUAAGGAAAAGCUGAUUUGAUUCCAAGGCACAUGAUAUGUCUACCACGAAGAUAUACAUAGUGUACUAUUCUUUACAUGGCCAUGUUGGGACCAUGGCAAGGAGAAUUCAACAGGGAGCUAAUUCAGUUCAAGGGGUUGAAGCCACUCUAUGGCAGGUGCCUGAGACAUUGUCCGAUGUGAUACUGAAAAAGAUCAAAGCUCCUCCAAAAGCAGAUGAUGUGCAAGAGAUCCAUCCAGAACAACUGGUGGAAGCAGAUGGUUUUCUUUUCGGGUUUCCAUCACGAUUCGGGGUCAUGGCUGCUCAAUUCAAGGCGUUCUUUGAUGCAACAAGUGAGAUAUGGCAGUCUCAAGCACUUGCUGGCAAACCUGCUGGAAUUUUCUGGAGUACUGGUUUUCAUGGUGGAGGUCAGGAGCUUACUGCAUUGACAGCAAUAACGCAGCUAGCACAUCACGGUAUGAUAUUUGUACCUCUUGGUUACACAUUUGGGAGUAAGAUGAUGGAAAUGAAUGAGGUGAAAGGUGGCUCUCCCUAUGGUGCUGGAACCUUUGCAGCCGAUGGAACGCGACAACCGACUGAGUUGGAGCUUGAACAGGCCUUUUACCAAGGUAAGUAUGUUGCUGAAUUAACCAAGAAACUCAAAAACUAAUGCCAUGUUUGAAAACUUGUUGGGUGCUUAAAAACGUGUUAUUACACUUAAGAAAACUCAAUUCAAACAUACUUCCCUUCAACCUGUAUUAUUCAGCUUCUCACAUCUCAGUUGUAUAAAUAAAUUAAAGGUUAAUGAAAGUUACUAAAAUUGAUGUAAA
This is a messenger RNA of Cucumis sativus (cucumber), 965 nucleotides long. RefSeq names its product probable NAD(P)H dehydrogenase (quinone) FQR1-like 3. Bases 194 to 805 code for a protein of 203 amino acids. Gene Ontology annotation, molecular function: FMN binding; NAD(P)H dehydrogenase (quinone) activity. The transcript is spliced from 5 exons. The record is from RefSeq and is a predicted model, not a curated record. NCBI's taxonomy places the organism in Eukaryota, Viridiplantae, Streptophyta, Magnoliopsida, Cucurbitales, Cucurbitaceae.